Molecule: messenger RNA, 1458 nt
Organism: Rotaria sp. Silwood1
Lineage: Eukaryota; Metazoa; Rotifera; Eurotatoria; Philodinida; Philodinidae
Source: the annotation of a GenBank genome assembly
AUGUUAUCCCGUUCAUCAUCAUUUACUUCAUCUUGUACGGAAUCUAUAAAUGAUAAUUCAAAAUCAACAGGAAAUUUUCGUCAUCAUGAAUCAUUACAAAAUCUUCAACAAUUUCAAAGACAAAAUCGUUCUAUACUUUCACGUCCAUUAAAUAUUAAAAAUAAUAAUCAAACUAAUUUACCCAUUAUAUCUCAAAAUAUAAAACGAACAACAAAUACAAUUCUUAUCCCAACAGAAAAUUUACUAAUAAAUUGUUUAAAUAAUGAUAAAAAAUAUGAACAAAAAAUUGAUACAAUGAAACGUACAAUUAUACAAGAUGAUUUAGAAAAUAUUCAAGAACGUUUAAAUGAUAUGCUUAUAUCUGUUCAUCCAGGAAAUAAUAAUGAUACAUUAUUAAUACAAACAGAACCAACAUCAACAACACAAUAUUUUACACCAAAAAUUUCAAUUGAUGAAAAUGGAAAGAAAAAACAAAAUGAACAUGAUAAUCAAUCAAUUAAUGAUGAUGAUGAUGAUAAUGAGGAUGAUGAACUUUAUCCUGUAAAUAAUGAAAUGCAAUCAGCGACACAUCCAUUUUUUGAUAUUUUAUCAACGACAUCAUAUGAACAAGAAGUUAUGAAAUAUUUACUUAGUUUAGAAGAACGUUUUAUAAAUGAAAAUGAAAAAUUACGUUCAAUGAAACGUCAUCGUGAAUUAACAAAUAAUUUAAAACCAAUUCAAGGUAUAGCAAUAUCAGGUAGUAAUUCAACGGUUUUAAUUACACCUAAAGUUCGAUGUAAACUUAUUGAUUGGAUUAUUUCUGUACAUGAUUAUCAUCGAUUAAAUGCAGCUAUACUUUGUCGAACUAUUCAUUUGAUUGAUAGGAUUUUACUUUUAAAUGAUCAAAUGACAAAACUCGAUUUACAACUUCGAGCUGUUAAUUGCUUCACAAUUGCAUGUAAACUUGAAUCACGUCGUGUACCUGAUACUAAUUCUUUAUUAUCUUUAUUCGAUGCUCGACAUCAUGUUACUCCUCUUCUUUUAAAUCAAGGUGAAAAACAAUUAUUAACACAACUUGAUUUUGAACUUGAAUAUCCAUUAGCAAUACAUUUUCUUUGUUAUUAUCUUCGUUUUUUACCAUUUCAUUUUAUUGUUUAUUCAUUAUCAAAAUAUAUGAUUGAAUGUGUUCUAUGUGAUGAUAUUUUAUCAGAGCAAAUGCCCGGUUCAUUGUUAGCUGCUGCAGUUUUACUCUUAGCAUUAAAAUUUACACGUCAAUUAGAUAAACCACAAAUAGUUAAACGUUUUUAUAAACAUCAACCAUAUAAACGUGAAGAAUUAGAUAAACGUGCAGAACAAAUUCUUAAACUUAUGCAAAAUGUACCACGAUCUUUAUAUCAUACAAAUGUACGUGAAAAAUAUAAACGAAAUGAAUUUGAUCGUGUUGCUAAUUAUCAAUAUAGUAAUGAUCUUGGUAAAUAA